GAUUUUGGAUGUGAGAGGACGAGUUGCAAGAAGUUCUUAGUUCCCUGCUGGCGAAACCUCGUUUCGAAAUGAGUAACGAAACAGCUGUUGACGACGCGGACAGUAGUAUAGAAAGCAAGGAAAGUGCAGAUAUUACAGAAAUUCUUACCGAAGGUUUCAUGCAGUCAUUUGUUCCGAAUAUGGAGAGCCUUCAAGGACGUCUGGGCGAAUUAACGUGAGCAAGUCGGUUCGCACUAUAUUAAUUGUAUAAGCUUUGUUGUUUCUUGUUAGCUCAAGUACUUUCAGCUUUAGUUCACUUAAAAUGCAUCACAUCAUACUGCGUGCGUUUAUUCCAUUGUUUUUUGUCAGUUUUUGUGCAAAUUCAGCUUGAGGCAGGGUGAUUGUGGUAGGGUUUAUAUAAAUACUGCUUUCUGUACUUAUGGUGGAAACCGGUCGUUUCGCCAACGAGUCGUUUCGCCAACGGUCGUUUCGCAAACGUCUCCGGUCAGUUCGCAAACGGGUAGAAGUCAGUUCGCAAACGUUUCGAAGUCAAUUCGCAAACGUUAUAAACAUUGACAUGUCAACCUACGUUUUAACUGUACAGUUCAGAAUACUAACGUUAUGCCUAAAUUAUUGGGUCUGAAAUUUAAUGUUACAAACAUUUACAUGUCAACCUGGCUUUAACUGUACGAUUCAGAAUACUACAUUACUUACUCGUUGUAUGCGUAAAUUAUUGGAUGUGAACUCUCACCGCUUAUUUCCCGCUAAAGUAUAUUCCUCAAUCAAAUGGACAGACAAGACAGACCGCCAUUUUGAAGUUGCUUUAUUUAAACCCAGUCCUUUAGGAUAAUUGUUCGUCCUCUUCACUUACACGCGUGUGGUUCGGUUCGCGUUUUGUUUCAUACAGCUUACCUCGUAGGAAACACGCGCGCGCUAUUGUUAUCUUAAUUAGAGUUAGUUGUCACCUAUUUAGUGGAAAACGACAAAUCAGUGGUGCAGUAUGUAAUCGACUACCAAUCACAUUGCUGUGAUUUUGAUCCGCUGCUACUGGUCACUACAGUAUAUAAAGGGCUGCGAAGUUCUGUUCAUUUCAUUCAACUUACCUUCACGGUCAGUCGACAACUAGUCAUGGAAAGUUUUUAUUGUAUCUUCUGCGCUAAAGAAGUCACUUCUCGUCAGGAAGCUCUGUUAUGUGAUGGCUGCGACAGGUGGCAACACCGGCGAUGCCAGACAGGCAUCACGAGGGAAGACUACAGGGCUGCAGUGCGAUCAGGAAAGGAGAUCGUUUGGACAUGCAUUUACUGUGCUGAUGAUGAUUCCAUACCCAUCGCUGAGAGUACAAGACUCGAUGACUUUGACAUUCCACCGUCACUUGAUACACCGUCCCAGCGAUCAACAGCGGAAUACGAUAGCCGAGAGAGCUUGGAGGACAACCGUAAGUUUUUUUUUUUUUUUCUUGUACUUGGUGUUUCCAUAAUGAAUUAUUAUGAUUAAUCAGUUAGUCUGUCUUUUCUCUUAAAAUCUUUCUAGUUCUCGCAAUAGUUCACCCUAAUCAUAAUCGCCCUUUUCUGUUUCUUUUUUUAUAAUUAAUGUGAUUUUUGCCGUUUAUUCCACAGAUAACGAUUGCCUCACCGAGUCUUCAAUUGCUGAGCCACUCCCAAGCCGCGACGUCAUUGCCCACCACCGGGCCUCAGUUACUUACCAUCUAGUGGAAGAGGGAACCAAACGCGGGAGAGCCAUGCUAGUCGAUAGCCUUGGAUUUACUUAUAACGUAAAUGCCAAGAGAUCCCACGCUACCUAUUGGCAGUGCACGGUCCGUCCAAAAGGCAACCCCUGUAAGGCCUCGGUAGCAGAAAGAGACGGAACAUUCCAAGCGGGAAGAAUUCCCAUAACCACUCGGGCGGAUGUUGGCGCCGCAACCGCGAGAAAGAUCGUCACUACGGUUAAAGCCAAAGCGCUGGAGAACAAGUUCAAGCCAGCUUCGGCGAUAGUGAAUGAGGUAAUUAAUUCACUCGUUCUUUGCGUCAAAAGCCCUCACUCGCUCGUUCACGUGUUUUGACCCAAAGAACUUGUGAAUAUAACCCCGUACGCCGCAUGACGUAAAUUAUAUGAAUUAAAAAUAAUUCUGUCGAAUACAGUUUAGAUGAUAACCAUGCCUAAAAUAAGAACCUAGUUUAACUGUAACCCCAUUAAUCUGUUCCUAUGUUUUAGGUCCUGUUGGAUCAAUUGACAGAAGCCCCGUGCCCAGCCCUUCCCAAACCCGAGUACAUAGCGAGGGCCGCCAACCGUCUGCGCCAAAGUUUACGACCUGAAGACCCGAAGGACCUGAACUUCGAGCUGAUAGAAGAAUGUAUUCCCCAAGGAUUCUACCAGGCGAAUGUAAUAGUGAAGAACCGACGGCACCUCAUAUUUGCCAGACCAGAACAGCUGCAGACUUUGGCUAUAGCAAAGUCCUGGUACGUCGAUGGCACCUUCAAGCUAGUACGACAUCCCUUCAAACAGCUCGUAACCAUCAACGCCUUUGUUAGAUCCGGCGAGUGCGCGAAACAAGCACAGCCCAUUGUGGAUCUCGUCGAUUACAUGAAACGCCAGUGGAUCGAAAACCCCGUCUUCACGCCAAAGGACUGGAGCGUCUACAAACAACCAGUUCGUACCAACAACGACAUAGAAGGUUGGCAUAACGCCCUAAAUCGCAGAGCUGGUGGGCAAUGCAACCUGCCUUUAUAUUAUCUCAUCGAGCUACUGGACAGGGAGGCGGAGCUCACAGCUCUCACCAUUAGGCUGGUCUCCGAGAGGAAAUUGAAGCGCAUGCAGCGUAAAACUUACAGACAUCUACAAGCCAAGUUGUUUGAAUACUGGGAGCAGUAUGACAACCGACAGAAGACCGCCUCGCAGCUCCUCAAGGUCUGUUCACAUCUAAACGGCCCAGCACGUUAAAAGUAGUUACAUAGAAAUACUUGAAAUUGUCUCAUAGGGGCGGGUAUCACUCUGAUCGCCCACACGUCCCCGCAUGUAAUAAGGUAUAUGUUAAUUUAAGUGUAUCGGUUAAGUUGAUAGUAGUUGACGUGCACAGAAAAAUUUGAAAUAAGGUAUAUUUUAAUUUAAGUGUAUCGGCCUAAGUUGAUAGUAGUUGACGUGCACAGAAAAAUUUGAAAAAUGUUUAUUAGUGGUUUAGUCGAAAAUACUCAAUGUUAGGGUAGCCAUAUUACUAUCAUUAACAUGAAUCGGUUUUGUCAAAAGUAGCUACAGAUACGUAUUUGAAAUUGUCUUUAUAGGGGCGGGUGUCACUCUGAUCGCCCACACGUCCCCGCAUGUAAUAAGGUAUAUUUUAAUUUAAAUGAAUCGGUUAAGUUAAUGGUAGUUGACGGCACUCAAAAUUUGAAAUUGUCUUUAUUAGGGCGGGCGUCACUCGGACAGCCCACACGUCCCUGCAUGUAAUUCGUGUUAACUGUAAGCAAUAAAUAUGUUUGUGUAUUAUAACAACUUCAUUGAAAAAUUCCUGUAACCAAACCAGAGUCACUACCGGAACCGGAAAUAGAGAGUGAAGGACGUUGAGACGUUCAACGUACGUCACUUAGCAACCAUGUCAAUAUUUCAUUCCAAGAUGGAGGCGUUUUUAUCCGGUCUCUCGGAAUUUGUGGACCUCAGGAGAAAAGCUUCCUGAUAGAACACAACAACAGUAAGACCUGUUUCAUACCGGUAGAUUGAUUUGCGGAUUACAGCUAUUGUACAUGCAAUACGCAAACGCUGUGAUAGAGCGAAAUCAACUACAAGACUAGGCUUGAGAGUUAGUUUGUAUGGUCAAAUGUUGACAUCCGAAAUCAGAACUGAACUGGCUUCUACACAUAUGAAUGUUGAUAACGUUUGCGAACUGACUUCUACACGUUUGCGAACUGACCAGAGAUAUUUGCGAACUGACCGGAGACGUUUGCGAAACGACCGUUGGCGAAACGACUCGUUGGCGAAACGACCGACAUUCCUUAUGGUACCCAUAUUGGAUUAAGGAAUACUUGGCCACAUUGUAAUGUAUCAGUCAAAUCGAACCUUCCACAUCCCCCCGGGUAAUUCCCCGGGCAUUUUACUUUUUUGAAAAUUAUUGUUCCAAUUUCCCCCUCCCAAGCCAAAAAGCCGUUCAAAUGCCCCAUCAUACAGGUCCAUUUUAGGUGAUCAAAUGCCCCCAGCUCAGGAAAUUUUAAAAGUUACCAUAUUUCAUAAUACGAACAAAACUCUUGUGCAAAGCGGUGGAAACAUAUACCACACUGAAUGCACAGCUUUUCUUCGGGGGUCAUGCAACAUAAAGCUUUCUAAACAUUCCACCUACUUCAAUUAUUACUACAAAUCCAUACAUUCAUGACCUUUUCACUGAUGAUCAUUGCAUACCUUUUAAAUUUUUUAUUAAUAAACAUUACAUGUGGCCAGUAACAAAUCGCCGGUACUAUAUUUUAUUGUAACUCAACUUAAAACAUAUUCAUAUAUUCAAAGCAGGAAUCAUAAAAAAGAAUUUAAAUACCUUCGAACAUGGCACAAAGCUUGUCUGGACUGUUGCUUUGCAGCCAUUUGGCCAUGAAGCCACAAUCUUUCUCUCUGAAAUCAUUCCAAAGUCCACCAGCCUCGUGUGAAGCACCGAGACAUGUCACAUGAAAUCAAGGCUGUGGUUCAAAUUCCCCAGCCCCUGGGACAGCAAAGAUGUCAAAUGCCCAGGGGCGAUGUUGAAGCUUUGAUUUGACCAAUACAUAAUUGACAAUUAUUGAAUAAAGCUGACUGUCAAUGGGGGACUUUUUGGCAGAGGUCAUAUAUGCCAACACUCCCAGUUACAGCAGAAAUCUUCUGGUCUCCUGUGUUAGUUACCAAAUCUUAAAGAUAAAAAAAAAACUUUUUAGCUAUUGAUUGCUUUUUUUAAAUUAAGCCCAUUUCCCUGCAAAGUUCAAAAAUAUUUUGUUUCAUAGCACUGUUUCUGCAGCAUUUUGGCACUGGCUAUAUUGUCACUGACAAAGAUUACAGUCAAACCGCAUUAAUAAUGACACUGAUCAUGACGAGGCAAUAGAAAGUGUUCAUAUUACAGGUCAUGAUUUUUAAGUUAAAAACUGCCUCAUUUAUUUGAAGAAAAAUAAUACUAAAGAAAUUAAAACAGGGCAUUAGCAUAGACAAAUUAAACAUCUCUGACCUUCAAAAAGCCAUCAUACAUGUAGUUGAACAUUAUGGUGAUGUUUUAUGUCUUCUGUGACAUUUCAGGCAAAAUCAAGGCAUUUUGAUUGAAACUAUGCAACAGGAAAAUGACAAGUUUGUUGACUGUAUAUCAGCCAGAAAUCUUGCUUUGAUGGUAAGAAAACAUGACCAUUAAUGCUGUGUUGAUAAAAUUAAUUAUGCUAGGAGUCAAAGAGAAUUAACCAAGGUUAAAAUGUUUUAACUUUAAUUUAUUUUUGGCUUGUAACAUUUAAAUCCGAUCCGGUAUGUAAAGAGCUUUUAUUGUAUUGAUUCUUUUUUCGUAUUGUGUUGUAACGAUAAUGAAUGUUUGAGCUUCUUUGAUAAACAUAUAUGUGACAGGUCAAAUAUGAGUUAAGAAUAAUUUGAAAAUGUAUUCAAAUAAUAAUAAGUUUAAUUAAGUGUGUUUGUAUUGGUACUGGUAGGGAACAGAAGAUUUCUUGAUUUUUAGCCCAAGUGGAGUGCCUAAUAUAUAUAGAAAAGUAAAAAAACUUUAAGAAAAGCCAUUUGUUGUUUCUCACCAAAAAUUCCCAAACCAUAAUGGAGAAGAUACCCUGAUAGAAAAUGCUGUUUUUAAAACAAAUAAUUUUAUUGUGUUUAAACAAAACAAGGUUUGUUAAAGUGACUUAGGGAAAAUAAUGUACCACACCUGAAAUACUUUGUAUUAUGAGGAAGUUUCAACUCCAGAGACCAUUACAAAAAGAUAGAUGGUAGUUAUUUUACUCAGUGUGCAAUGUGAUAUAAAAUUUAAUAAUUUCUACUCCUUUUUUCAGCUGUCAUAUGUUCGCACAUACCAUAUAAAACUUAUGAAAAUCAAGCAGGAUAUGAGUUCUGUUGAAGACAGAGUAGGAAGACUUCAGGUGAGUUAAUUUACAUAGUCAUUUUUGGAUUAAGUUAACCAGGAGUUUAAUAGUAAGCUUACUAGUUUAACAAUUCAUCAGCUUUCCCACAUUGUGUGCAGUGUCACAGGAUUAAGUCAUAUGCUGCGUGUUCUAGGCACCUCCUUCUAAUUUUUUUGCUUAGUACGCCUAACUAGCAUACUUAGAAUGUAGCGAGUUCUUUGUUAGUUUAUUCUGUGUAUACUGGAUUCUGAGUAAAGCGUGAAAAGGGCCUGUUUGUUUCUCCUUAAGUCACUGCAUGUUUUUUUUUUUUAUCAGUUGUUUUUGUUAUAUGCUGUGCUCUGUGUUAAAGCCGAAAAAAACCAUGCAUGCAUGCUGAUGAAAAUGGAGCAUAGCCAUACUAAGAAAAAAUUAAAGAAAAUUCUUUCCUAAACUUGGCAUGGUAUAGAUUAGGUACCUACUCUAUGGAAACGCAAGAAAAGACAAAAUAAAGGAUCAUCCUAAGUACUGGUACGAAAAUAUUUUCAUUACUGUAUUGAAAGUGAAACAUGGAUAAUUAUUAUGUUUAUGAAGUAAAAUUACCAACCAUGUCUUCCCAGUUGGAAAGACAAAUUCUUACAUCUGUAUUUUAAUAAUUUAACAUUUUAGAAGAGAGCAAUGAAACUCAAGUUACAGAAAGAGAAAGAGGAACGCAGUAAAGCAGAAGCUCAUGAAAAACAACUUGAACUGGAGAGACAACUGACAGCUAAAGUUGCAGGCUCAGAACAUUAA
Porites lobata is the source of this 6791-nucleotide messenger RNA. Lineage: Eukaryota; Metazoa; Cnidaria; Anthozoa; Scleractinia; Poritidae. The record is from the annotation of a GenBank genome assembly.